This is a messenger RNA of Alosa alosa (allis shad), 3804 nucleotides long. RefSeq names its product nuclear factor of activated T cells 3a (gene nfatc3a). The record is from RefSeq and is a predicted model, not a curated record. NCBI's taxonomy places the organism in Eukaryota, Metazoa, Chordata, Actinopteri, Clupeiformes, Clupeidae. Gene Ontology annotation, molecular function: DNA-binding transcription factor activity, RNA polymerase II-specific; transcription factor binding; RNA polymerase II cis-regulatory region sequence-specific DNA binding. Gene Ontology annotation, cellular component: transcription regulator complex. Gene Ontology annotation, biological process: regulation of transcription by RNA polymerase II; calcineurin-NFAT signaling cascade; cytokine production.
AAAGUUGGGAUAGAGGCUCGAGUCAGAGACAGGCAAAUUUACGGCAAGCCUAUCGCCGUCGUGUUGACACUAAACAUCGCCAACUCACCUCGGUACCUUGCCACGGGCGCUCAAGAGGUCAUUUUGAAAUCGGAAAGAUAUCAAGGACCCAAAACUCUGGAGACGUGGACAGUCUGGAUUAUUAUAGUAACGUUAGCUGGCUAGGAAACGAAGACAUUCAUGAAAACUGACUCUGACCGGUAGAAAAUUAACGUUACUGGCAAAACGUAAAGUUUUCUGUUUGAGUUAGUAAAUGUUGUGACAUAAAAAGUACUUCGUAAGAGUUGGUGUAGAAAGACGGGUGAACCCGAGUUGUCAUACCCGAUGACUACUGCAAACUGCACCGGGAAUGAGGAGCUGGACUUCAGACUGAUCUUCGGUGAGGACGGGCAACAGCAACCGCUAGGCCCCGCAGACCUGGAACCUGAUGACAACACGUCGUUCUACAUCCUCAACGUGGGCCAGCCGCAGUCAGUGGUCAAUCAGUCCAUCGGCAUCCCCCGACAUGGCACGCAGUCACACUCACACUCACACUCACACUCGCAGGUCAUCUCGACCUCGCCGCGGCUUCAGUCGCACAAAGUGUUCGACCCCGGCUACGAGCUGCAGCAGGACUCCAACAAGUGCAGCCAGCCGCCUGGCAGCGGUCAGCCGCCCAAGGCCUUCGAGUGCCCGAGCAUCCAGAUCACCUCCAUCUCGCCCAGCUGCCAACAGGAGAUGGACGCCAACGACGACGACAAGGGGCACGACAGGGACUACCACCACGACCGGCCCAUGUCGCGGGACCACCUGUACCUCCCCCUAGACCACUCCUACAGGGAUUCCUCGCUCAGUCCAAGCCCCUGCAGCAGCCUGUCGUCCAGGAGCUGGUUCUCAGACGCGUCAUCUUGCGAGUCCUUCUCGCACGUGUACGACGACGUGGACUCGGAGCUGAACGAGGCGGCGGCGCGCUUCACACUGGGCUCGCCGCUCACGUCGCCCGGCUGCUCGCCCCAGGCUGGCGGCCUGGACGAGCCCUGGCAGCACCAGCAGCAGCAGCAGCAGCAGCAGCAGCAGCACCACCACCACCACCCGGCCUUCGCCCACUCGCACUCGCUCUCGCCGCGCCAGUCGCCCUGUCACUCGCCGCGUACCAGCGUCACCGACGAGAACUGGCUGAGCCCGCGGCCGCCCUCCAGGCCCUCGUCCCGGCCCACCUCGCCCUGCGGCAAGAGGCGCCACUCCAGCGCUGACAUCUGCUACCCGGGCUCCGUGUCCCCGCACCACUCCCCGUCGCCCACGCCGGGGCCCUCCCCGAGGGGAAGCGUGACGGAGGACACCUGGAUCGGAAGCCCUUCAAUGGGGAUGUCCCCGUUCCAGUGCUGUCCGUCCGAGGCCGACAUCCCCUCCAAGACCCGCAAGACCUCGCAGGACCGCACGCCGCCGCACCAGCCCGGCAAGUGUGACCUUGGGCUGGACGAUUCAGGAAAUGUGUCUCCGCUGUUGGACUCCCCUGCCGAGGAGGCCCUGCUCGGUCUGAAAAAGGACGGUCCGGGAGAGCAGUUUCUCUCCGUGCCCUCCCACUUCACCUGGAACAAGCCCAAGCCGGGACACACGCCCAUUUUCAGAACAUCAUCACUGCCUCCGCUGGACUGGCCCUUACCGAACCAGUUCGGACAGUACGAGCUGAAGAUCGAGGUCCAUCCCAAGGCUCACCACCGGGCGCACUACGAGACGGAGGGCAGCAGAGGGGCGGUGAAGGCAGCGUCUGGGGGACACCCUGUGGUGAAGCUCCUGGGCUACAGUGAGAAGCCUGUCAAUCUGCAGAUGUUCAUUGGGACAGCAGACGACCGCUACCUGAGGCCGCAUGCCUUCUACCAGGUGCACCGGAUCACGGGGAAAACGGUCGCCACUGCAAGCCAGGAAAUCAUAAUCACCAGCACAAAGGUUCUCGAAAUACCUCUCCUUCCCGAAAACAAUAUGUCUGCCAGCAUUGACUGUGCAGGGAUCCUGAAGCUAAGGAACUCGGACAUCGAGCUGAGAAAAGGCGAGACAGACAUCGGGCGGAAGAACACGCGUGUGCGGGUGGUGUUUCGAGUGCACAUCCCACAACCCAACGGGAAGGUGCUGUCUCUGCAAGCGGCGUCCAUCCCUAUAGAGUGCUCCCAGCGCUCGGCUCAGGAGCUCCCCCAGGUAGAGAAGUGCAGCCUGUCCAGCUGCGUGGUCAGUGGGGGGGAGGAGAUGGUCAUCAGCGGCUCCAACUUCUUCCCGGAGUCCAAGGUCAUCUUCCUGGAAAAGGGCCCCGAUGGACGACCCCAGUGGGAAGUGGAGGGGAAAAUUGUUCGUGAAAAGAGUCAGGGGUUGAGUCUGGUGGUGCAGGUUCCCCCGUACCACAGCAAGACGGUGACCUCCGCAGUCCAGGUGCAGUUCUACGUGUGCAAUGGGAAGAGGAAACGGAGCCAAUCCCAACGUUUCACUUACCUGUCAGUGUUGGUGAAGCAGGAGCACAGAGACGAUCUGGACGCGUCCGCUGUGGCGUCCAUGCCCCUGCCCCUCGCUCACGCUGGCGGCGGCCUGGUCCGGACCCAGAUGCCAUCCCCCGAGCCAGGCCACCCGCAGGACGGCCUUCUGUCCAGCUCCCCCCGCGGCCUGGCCCCGGGCCUGCACCCCCUGCAGCCCCCCUGUGGCCCCCCCAUGGGCUCCCCCACCUUCCCCCACCUGCCUCACCUGCAGGGCCACGGGCUCCACGCGGGUCCCGAUUGUCAGAUGGCGUUCCACGCGGGGCCCCAUCCGCACCCCCACCCCCACCCACAUCCCUCCCGGCCUCCCUACCAGCCUAUGCAGCACGGGCGCCUGCCCUUCAAUGGCCAGCCCAGUCUUCCCAUGAGCACCGGCGUCGCGGGCUCCCCGCAGGCCUUUGAGCGGAUGCCAUACCAGAGCGACCCUGCGGCGUGCCACUCCCACGCCCUGGGCCUGGGCAUGGUGUACCACUCUGCCUCCUCAGUCCCCAACUCAGGGCACUCCCCCACCAGCCCCCUACCGAUAGUCUCCGCCGCCUCUGGCACCCCCGGUGGCCAGCCUAUGGCCCACUCCUCCCCACACCUGCACUCGCUGGGGUACCACUGCCCCAGCCCUGCCCAGGUGUCUUUGCCCACCCACUCCAUUGGGCAGCAGCAGCAGCAGCAGCAGCAGCAGCAGCAGCAGCAGCAGUCUGCGCCUCCGAUGCAGCGGCCCAUGGGGGGCUACCACCCCGCCGGCCAGCGCUCCGCCUCCUGCCCGUCGCCCUCCAGCAUCCCCCAGCAGCAGCAGCAGCAGCGCAUGGUGCCCUCCCCCCAUUCAGGGCCCUCGUCCCCCCAGCUCCACUCCCUGCCCUACCAGUCCCCCACCUCGCCCUCCCCGACCGCGGGCAGCCCGCUGGGGCCGAUGUCCCACUCCAGCCAGCCUUCCCCCCAAGCGAGCAGCCCGGUGCUGGGCAGCCUGCCCUCGGCCGCGCCCAUGGUGCACCCGCUGGGUCCCCAGGCGCCCUUUCCAGCAGACGGGGAGCGGCUGAACAUCAAGCAGGAGCCGGAGGAGCGGGAGCCCACCUUCAGAUCCAUCGGCCUGCAGGACAUCACGUUGGAUGAUGGUGAGCCCUGUCCAGCAGCCUCCCUAUUAUCAUUGUUUUUUUUGUUUUUUUUUCUUUCAUUGUCUGCAAGUAACAGCACAAUGCAGUAUAAAGUAUAUAUCAUAUUUUGGUCUCUGCAUUUAUCCCAAUCCGUGAAUUAGUGAAACACACACAGCGCACAG